AAGGCGCGGCAACGGUGGGAGGCUCACUUCCUGGUUCCUUCCCCUCAGAGCGUGAAUGGGGGGGGGCAACGGAUGAGUAGAGUCGAGCUCUAGUAGGCUCCCCUCGGCAAGGAGCGCAGGGGCGUCGCGUGCUGGCUUUCCCGGCUGGUGGGGCGAAUGGAACGUUUCCCUGGGCGCUGGAAGGUCGAGCCAGGAGGCGCGGGCCGCUGGCAGAGCGGGGGUGGCAGCAGCAGCAGCAGCAGCAGCAGCGAGCGCGUUGCUUCAUCAUUAACCUGGGAAUGGCCAACUUCUCCCCAGUCAAGAUGCAGAGGAUCAAAGGCUCCUUGGUGAUGGUAUCCUCAUCAGCCCCAGAAGCUAGAUGGCCCCCUUCUCCCCAUCCCCCAGCUAAAGACCCUAGUGGUAUCCUGGCAGCUAGAUCCGAGAAUGGACAUUAUAGUCUAUGAUGAUUACUCCAAUCCACCGCUUCAGAGAUAUUGAGAGGACACCAGAAUACCUUCAGCCGGACAAGUGUGUUCCACCUCCCAGCCACAGUUCUUCAGGAACAAUGUGGUUUAUUCGUGAUGGCUGUGGUAUUGCCUGCGCAGUCAUCACGUGGUUUCUGGUCUUCUAUGCUGACUUUGUAGUCAUCCUUGUUAUGCUGCUUCCAUCAAGAGACUAUAUUUACAGUGUAAUCAAUGGAGUAGUUUUCAACACAUUGGCGUUCCUGGCUCUGGCUUCACAUAUGCGAGCUAUGGUAACAGAUCCAGGUGCAGUGCCCAAAGGUAAUGCCACAAAAGAGUUCAUAGAAAGUUUACAGCUGAAGCCUGGACAAGUAGUUUACAAGUGUCCAAAAUGCUGUAGCAUCAAACCUGACAGAGCACAUCACUGCAGUGUUUGCAAGAGGUGUAUACGGAAAAUGGAUCACCACUGUCCAUGGGUCAACAACUGUGUAGGAGAGAAUAACCAGAAGUACUUUGUACUGUUUACAAUGUAUAUAGCACUUAUUUCUCUGCAUGCCCUGAUCAUGGUUGGAUUUCAUUUCCUGUAUUGUUUUGAAGAAGACUGGACAAAAUGCAGUUCGUUCUCUCCACCCACUACUGUGAUCCUUCUUAUCCUCUUGUGUUUUGAGGCUCUCCUCUUUCUCAUCUUCACAUCUGUAAUGUUUGGAACGCAAGUGCACUCCAUCUGCACUGAUGAAACGGGCAUAGAGCGUCUUAAAAAACAGGAACCAACGUGGGAAAAAGUCAGCAGCUGGGAAGGGAUGAAACUGGCUUUCGGGGGUGAACUUUCACUGCGAUGGUUUAAUCCUUUCUCAGACCUGAGUUGCAAGAAGGCUCCACCAGCUGGUUCAGCAACAGUUGCACCAUCUGAGAUGGUGAUCCAGGAAGCUUUCGAACGGCUUUCUGAUCAAGAAGUGAUUGUGGGAGUGUUAAAUGAAUAAUGUCAGGUGCCCUUGCAGAUACCAAUAUAUUUUUGUAACUCAUGCACUUGAGCCUUAGCUUUAAGAGACCAUGACGCAUGAAACCAUUGAGGCUUCCCCAUUUCUUCAGUCAAGAACCUCACUUAACAAACGCAAUGCAACUACAUUCCUAUGAUGAUGAUCUGCUGAUGAUGGUGAUUAUUUAACUGAGCUUCUGUAACUUGUCAUAUGGAAACAUUAACAGGUUGUCUAAAGUUGACAAAAAAAAGGUGUAAUAAGAAUGCUGCUUCAGAAGAAAACCGCCAAAUUUACCUUAACUCCUAGUCAUCCACCAGGUGUUGUGAUGAGCUCUCGUAAGAUGUAGAGACUGGCCAGGAAAAUAGUUUCAAAGACAAAAAUCCAAGUAUUGGACUCUGGGAGACCAUUGAAACCUUAUUUUUAUUCCUACUCAUCCCAUUGAGCAUUUGUGCAAGUUUGUGGGUCCCUCCAGAAGAAUUAAUGUUCUAUAAAUUACUGUUUUUGCCACAUUUGUGACAAAAUAACUACAAAAAGUGUAAUGGCCACUUUUUCUUUUUGGGUGUGUGUGCAAAACUAGUAUUACAGAUAAGCUUUUGAUAGGAAAAACGAUAUAGGCAGCAGUAGAUAAACUAUUCUGGGUGUUGAUCUUUUACAGUUUGGAAUCUGGCAUUAGAGCAUUUACUUAGAGAUGGCCCAUUGAUCUCAGUCUAUUUCAAAGAGUUUUCCACUGAGUACAGGCUUGUGGCUUGUUAGUGCAAUUCUUAAAAUCUCUGGCUCCUGUUGGAAUUGUAGCUGCAGCCUGGUGUAUAAAGUUGAAGGCCAUUGCACAUUUUUAUGUAAAAUGUGUUUGUGGGCAUGGUUAUCACAGUGAUUUGGCUGAUCACAUGAAUGGCAAAGCCAUGAGUGAAUAUUCUUUUGAAUAUUCAAAAGGGGACACUUAACUUCAGUAUUAAGUCCUGUCUUUAAUAAAAGCAGAGAAUGUUACCUUGGGAAUAUUUCAGAACCCAUUGAAUAGUCUGGGGACAACAGAUGGUGCAGCAUUGUUGAAGCUGCACAGGCAUGGACCUCGGUUGAGGACACCAUUGGGAGGUAUAUGUAAGAACAUGUGAUACAUGUAAUAUAUUUGAAAAAACAUAGAAACUUAUCUGGAAGCAAAGGCUUAAUAUAGAGCUGAAUGGGUUCUUCAAUUUUGGGUGGGGAUAGCUCUGUGAAGGAUGAACUAGGAUCUAAAGAACUGUGUGACUUUCUCUGUGUCCAGGAAAGCUUUGGGUUUGUGUUGCUUUAACUUUUAGCUCCCACCUCCCCAUAUGGCCUGGCAGUGAUGUGCUAUUGAGGAAGGGGGGGGGUUGAUGCCUAAAGAAUUACUUAUAAAAUAUAAUUAAAAUAUAAUUACUUUAAAAACUGGAAGCUAAUUUUCUGUAUAUCAAAAAGGGAAUUAAAAAGCUCCCCCAGGUUCUUGUUGUUUGGGAACUAGGAGAGAAAGAGAUUGUGGGCCUGAAUUAGGGUUAUCUAGUAACUCUCUCUGUGUGUGUACCUUUUAAACUCCCUGCAAGAACAGUGGUUGCUCCUGCCCAUUCUUUUCUGCUCAUUUUGGCCUUCCCUCCUCCUCCCCUGCCUACAGAAAUGAGCUGGAUUCUUUGUCAUAUGAUGCUGUCUUAUCUGGAGCCAGCCCAUUUAGCCCAGUAUUGUCUAGUCUGACUGGCAGCGACUCUUCCAAGAUUUCAGGCAGAGAUCUUAUUUAUCACUUGCUACCUGAUCCUUUUUUACUAACAAUGCCAGGGAUUGAACCGGGGUCUUCUGCAUGCAAAGCAUGUGCAUCUACCAUUGAGCUACAGCUCUUUCCCACUUGCAGAUGACAGGUAGGCAGACAAAAAAGGGGGGAAUAUGCAGGAGCAGUUGUACCGACCCAGUCUCUUGCUUUCAUAAGUGAAUGAAAAGGAAAAUGCAUGGCCUCCAGAUUGCAUCUUGACAGCCUUAAGAUAAAUACCUGCUUGGUUCUAAAGCGGUAUAUUAUUUUAGAAGGGAUAAUAAGGGAAGCUAUAUAAUUGAUGGAAGGGGAGAAAUGUAGUUUUAUAGAUGGAAAUUGAUAAAUAUAUGCCUGUUAAAAUGGCAGCUGUCAAAAUAUUUGGGAUUCCACAAUAAAUAAUAUGCGAGUGCCUAACUGAAAGCACAGAGAAGAAGCUGAGGACUCGGUGCAAAAACCACAGACGAUCAUGAAUGUCCUGUCCUUAGGCAUGUGGAAUUCCGUUCAGACAAGAUUAAGUGUAAAAGCAUCAGCCGAAUGUGGUGGAUGGGUUUGCUACAGUUAUUCUUGGCAGUCUUUCCUGUUACAUGACAAAGUUUGCAACUGUUUUCUUGUUGGGAGUUGUAUAUUUUUUUAUAAAAUAAGUCUCUUGAAUUUGAAUAUUGAAUAUUCUUUGAGAUUGUUGACAACCUAUGUAUACAUCAAACAUGUAUACAUGUUUGCCAGCUUCAUUGUCAAACAGAUGGGGAAAUAUAAUAGCUUGCUACUCACUGUGAUUCAUGACGCAUAUAAAUUUAAUAAAUAAAUGCUGAUUGUCUGAGGGGAACAUCACACUUGGUUCAGUAACCCAUACUUUUUCUACUAGGAGGCUCUCCACUGACUUCAGUAAAGCAUCCACUGGCAUAAGUGCCUAUCAGAGCUCUAAUUUUAUUGGCCUAAUAGUGUGGUGUAGUGGUUAAGGUGUUGGACUACGACCUGGGAGACCAGGGUUUGAAUCCCCACAUAGCCAUGAAGCUCACUGGGUGACCUUGGGCCAGUCACUGCCUCUCAGCCUCAUGAAAACCCUAUUCAUAGGGUCGCCAUAAGUCGGAAUCGACUUGAAGGCUGUACAUUUUUAAUAGUCCUGAGUUUGGUGAAUAAAUCAAGCAACUCAGAGUUAUGUGAGGUCUUCAUAAGAAUUGCUGCUCAUAACAUUUUUAGAAAAUGCAGCAUUAGUGCAAAUUAUUCACAUUCUUUACUUCACCAUUUAUGUGGCAUGGGGAAAAUACUUCAGAAUUGCCUUUUGAAAUGGACUAUGUUUAUAUUGUGUGCUUCAUGAGGGGAUUAUUAUGGUUAUUUUUAUGAAAAAUAGAAAUGGCAAAGCAUUUUUGCAUUCAAAAGUACUGUAGAAGAUUAUAAUAGUGACUAUGACACAUUUGGACACAUUGUCAAGGAGAAAAUCAACCUUUAAACUUAAGAGAGAAUUGCCUAACAAUGGGCAGAUUUCUGCUUUGCCAUUGCCUAUAUAAGCAGGGUGAAGAAAGAGACUGGUUCUCAAAGGCUUGGAUCCAAAGGUGGUGUUCAGUGAGUGGAAGGUACUUUGGUUUGCACAAAGGAGGUCCCUAACUUUUGACAACUUCUUGCCCAGUCCCCUAUGCCAUAUGCCAUUCUAGUCCAGGGGGUCCCCAAACCCUCAAAAGAUUUUGGGGUGGGCACCAGGGGAAUGAAGGGGGGGAGCAAGAGAGCCCUUUUCUGUGGGUGGCACUCAGUUGUGUUCUCCAAAUGGAAGUUAGGAUCCAAGCCAUGAUGGCAUACAUAUGUGGUGACAUAUAUCUGUUGAUGGCAGAGGUUUUGCUGUGUCCACCCCCACCUCCUAUUGGUCAUUUACCCUAGGGAUAGCCAACAUGGUGUCCUCCAGAUGUUAUUGAAUUCCAACUCCCACCAGCCCCAGCAAGCAUGGCCAGUACUCAAGGAUAAUGGGAGUUGUAGUCCAGCAGCAUCUGGAGGGCACCAUGUUGGCUAGGCCUGAUUUACCUUAUACCAGUGGAUUUCCAUUGUGUUCCUGUCGCCUUUUUUCUAUGACUAGCUGAAAUCAGUGAAACGAGAAAAAUCAAGGAAGAAAUACAAAUGGGGAGUUCGUUGAAACAUUUUUGUUGUAGCUAUACUCUCCUACAUUGAAUAAAAGUGCCUUAUUUGGGUCCAGGCAAAUUUAUAAAGCUGUAUGUGGCAGAUUGAGACCAAAUGAUUUUACAGAAUGCCAAGGCUAAUAGACUAUUAACUAAAGCUUCUAAUUUCACAUCUUCCCCCUCUAAAAAAAAAAAAGAAUUUCAACACUGCUGUGAUCUUUUAGCAGAGGGCUUUUUGGGCCAGGACCUAAGAAGAUACUUCAAACCAAACAGCUUCUUGAUCUAGGAUUCAUUGUUUACAUUUCUAAGUAUAUUGCUGCCUAUUGUGAUUAAUUCCAUUGAAGCCAACAGAACAGCCUGCCUUAAGUAAAGUAUAUAAGUAUUUGCACAAGCAAGACCUCAGAGUUGGAGGAAGGAAAUGCUCUAGUGUAUUAAGCUUAUCAUGUACUAUGGUAUUGUGCAACCAACUAUCCUGUGUUUGUUUCAAAGCAACAGUAUGUCUUAAACAAGGAAUGCAACUGUUCUGGAAACAUGGUUGGCUGAAGGUGCUGUAGUUCAAAGGCUUUAAUAAAAGAUGGUCUGUAGCCUAGCAUGCAGGGAAAUAUUCUAGAAUUUCAAUUAGCAGUUUGGGGGCUGUACACUGGCCUAUCCUAUGCAAUUACAGAGUAUAUACAUUAAGAAAUCCUUGUGUUCUAUUUUUGCUCUUUGUAUCUCAUUUUCUGACUUACACUGCAUAAUGGUACUUAUUAAAGAAUCAAUAUUUUCAUCUCA
Messenger RNA from Rhineura floridana, 6037 nucleotides. It is a transcript of the gene ZDHHC3, whose product is annotated as zinc finger DHHC-type palmitoyltransferase 3. The transcript is spliced from 8 exons. NCBI's taxonomy places the organism in Eukaryota, Metazoa, Chordata, Lepidosauria, Squamata, Rhineuridae. Gene Ontology annotation, cellular component: endoplasmic reticulum; Golgi apparatus. Gene Ontology annotation, biological process: peptidyl-L-cysteine S-palmitoylation; protein targeting to membrane. Gene Ontology annotation, molecular function: protein-cysteine S-palmitoyltransferase activity. The record is from RefSeq and is a predicted model, not a curated record. The coding region runs from base 440 to 1420 and encodes 326 amino acids.